Molecule: messenger RNA, 1693 nt
Organism: Zychaea mexicana
Lineage: Eukaryota; Fungi; Mucoromycota; Mucoromycetes; Mucorales; Lichtheimiaceae
Product: alpha/beta hydrolase fold-domain-containing protein
Exons: 4
Coding region: 259-1236 (325 amino acids)
Molecular function (GO): hydrolase activity
Source: RefSeq, a predicted model, not a curated record
GCAAUUACGGUGCCCGUUUAUUAGUUUGCUACUACGAUUAUUGAUAUACAUACAUGGCAAUCACCAAGUUCCCGUGUGUUUCCACUAUCUUUUCAUUACACACUUUGUAGUACAAAUAAUCUUGUUCCCACGUUUCAGCAUCAUAAGAAAACAUCACAACAUAUAGCAAACUGCUGCUGCGUUUUUUCUAAUCCUAUCUUUUGAUACUAUCAUCAGCCGGUUUAUUAGCCACUUUUAUAGUAAUUAUUUCAGUGUUAUAUGGUUAUGACACCGUUUACCUCACGUUUGCAACUCGAACCCUGCUUCGAAGAGGCCCUGAAAGCGGAACAGACUCCUAGAUCGGAAUGGACUCCGGAAUCUCGAAGAGCUAACUGGACCAACGCCUCCCUUGAUCCGCAAUGGUUGAAACGACUGCCGACAGUCAUUGAGCAGGAAUUGACCAUUCCAAACAGAGCUGGUGAUGCCUCAAUUCAGUUGACCAUUAAUCGACCUUUAGGUACAGAAGACGUCAUCUUGCCUGUAAUUGUGUACCUACACGGUGGUGGAUGGGUCAUAGGUAACUCUUCAACGCAUCAUCGUCCGCGAACCGAGCUGGCUGUUGCUGCGCGAGCUGCUGUGAUCUUUGUUCAUUAUAGGUUGGCUCCCGAGUACAAGUAUCCGACCGGUUUAGAGGAUUGCUACGAUGCAGUGACGUGGGUAGGAACCGAAGCGAAUGCGCGAUCCAUCAAUGUGGAUGCCAACACGCUGGUCGUUGUAGGAGAUUCAGCAGGCGGGAAUCUAACUGCGGCAGUGACGCUCCUUGCCAAACAACGAGGAUUCAAAGGCAUACGUGCACAAGUGCUUUUUUAUCCUGUGACGGACUGCGACUUUGACACCGAGUCAUAUCACAGGUUUGCCAACUAUGAUCCAGGCCGGGAGCUUAUGCAAUGGUUCUUUGAUCACUAUGUACCCGACAACAAGGAGCGAGAGAAGACUACCGUGUCACCUUUGAAAGCGACGACAAAAGAUUUACAGGGCUUACCGCCUGCUCUGGUAGUGACGUGCGAGGCGGAUCCACUUUUGGAUGAAGGUGAGGCAUACGCACGGAAAUUGUUGGCUGCUGGGGUGGAUACUACGGCACUCCGAAUCUUGGGAUUCGGCCAUGGAUUCUUGGAUAUGUGCUUUUAUGACAGUAGUGCGGCACAAGCAGGGAUUGAUCAGGCAGUGGCCAUGCUCCGUAGAAUCUGGAAGGAGUAGCCUUGUUAUGCUGUAUACUAGAUGUUGAAUUGUCUAGCAAACAAAUAGUAGCGUGUCAGCUUGAUUAAAAGAUAGCCAAUUCUUUCUACGAGGCUAUAAGCGACAGUUAGGAUGGUGAAUGUACAUACAUCAACUUGAGUGAAGACUGGAAGGAAUCAGCUUUUACUAGCUUGUACUUUUUAUGCCCUCCUUAUAUUCCCACUCUCUCGGAUCAGCCCACCACCACUACGGUAUAACCGCAUGAAGAUCCUCAAGUUGUUACAAGUACUUGUUGUAACCAGUCAUGUAACUUUUCCUUUGGUGAUCUCUUAUAUACUCGGAAAGUUCGCUUUUGAGUUCCGAGAUCAACCGCUGCAUACAAGUCCAUUCGUCAAUGGAGAAUAUAAAAAAGGAGUAUCUAAUGAAACAUACUAGGCUACUGUCUGUUUCACGGGACAAGACGGUCCCAAAUUUGUUG